This is a messenger RNA of Symbiodinium sp. CCMP2592, 1665 nucleotides long. The record is from the annotation of a GenBank genome assembly. NCBI's taxonomy places the organism in Eukaryota, Dinophyceae, Suessiales, Symbiodiniaceae.
AUGGACCAUUACUGGCAGACCCGGCGCAAACUCGUCAUGCAGAUCGAGUCCAGGAGAUCGCUUAGGGGCAAGCCUCUGACCGAGACCCAUCGUGAUGAGUUGAAGGCUCGGUUGCAAGAGUUGGAUGACAAGAAAGCUUCGGAGGGACGCAUCGUCGACUCCGUUACGGUCGUGACGCAGACACAGCACGAGCGCGUACUGAAGCAGAUGGCAGCCGACAAGAAGGAAAUCAAGGAGGCCAUCAACGGCAUCAGCCCUCUGGCGGCCUUUUUCGGCGCCGAAACCGAACCUGAGACGGUGACGGUGGAACAGGCCGCCGCGAAGGAGGCCUUUUGGAAGGGCAAAAGGAAGGCCGGGGAAGCUGAAAAUCGGGAAGCUCAGAAAGCGAAGCGGGUAAAGCAAGAGCAGGAGGAAGCCUUCAGCGUCGCACCGGAGGCCGAGGACCAAGUGCUCUGCGGCGUGCCCGUCCGAGGAGAGCAGGGUCUCAGCUUCCUGGUCGGUCGCGAUGUUUCGGCCCAGUUCAUGGUGAAGGGCCUCCGCGUCCGCUUGGUCGCCCUGAUCCAUGGCGCCGCGACGCUGCAAGCCCGCAAGACGGCCGUUGUGGUGGAGCACAAGCACGUCCGCCUGGUCAUGGAGAAGAAAGGCAAGUCUCCCGAGAAGGCCGUGGUGUACAGCGGCAUCGAGAAGAUCGCGCCGACCUCCAUCUACAGCCUGCGUUUUGGGAUGAGGGUGGAAUGCAUUGAAGGGGCCCUGCCGGCGCGCUCCAGCACUAGCGCGAACAAGGAGCCCGAAGACUCCUUCACGGCAGAGACCACCGAGCCCGGCAGCCACGCGGCAGAGUCAGAGCCCAGCACAGACUCCCGCACCGCAGAGACCCACCGGUCCGAGCCCAACGAGCCCGGCGACUACCACACCGCAGAGACCGAUGACUCCCGCACCGCAGAGACCACCGAGCCCAACGAGCCCGGCGACUACCACACCGCGGAAACCGCAGAGCCCAACGACUCCUGCACCGCAGAGACCAACAACGAGCCCUACGACUCCCGCACCGCGGAGACCAACAACGAGCCCGACGACUCCCGCACCGCAGAGCCCGGCGACUUCCACGCGGCAGAGACCAACAACGAGCCCAACGACUCCCACACCGCAGAGACCAACAACGAGCCCGGCGACUUCCACACGGCAGAGCUCAACAACGAGUCCGGCGACUUCCGCGCUGCAGAGACCACCGAGCCCAACAACGAGCCCCACGACUUCCACACGGCAGAGCUCAACAACGAGGACUCCCGAAGGGCCGACGGGGACGUGCGCAUGGAAGAGGAGGACUUGGAGGAGGAGGCCUUUGAAGAGCCCGACCCAGUCGUGGAGCCCGACCUUCAGGUUGCCGGUUGGGUCGUGGUGUGGGAGACGGUCAAUUUUUGGCCAAGCGUCAUUUGCGGCGAGAGCUUGCGCAGCUUGAUUUUCAUAGUGAAGAACCAUCCAGAGUCCACCCAGAUGUUGACGAUCGAGGUGCAUGGUGCAGAAUUCACAGUCGAGGCGGACACGUGCUCGAUCUGUUUGACUCAAUUGCGCUGCCCCGAUCGAACGGUUGAGCUUCGUAAGAUCGGGAGGGUCUUGGCGACCUUGCCCACAGCGGCUUUCAAGAAAGUUGACCCCGCGAACUGA